This is a messenger RNA of Clupea harengus (Atlantic herring), 1663 nucleotides long. RefSeq names its product BPTF associated chromatin complex component 1 (gene bacc1). NCBI's taxonomy places the organism in Eukaryota, Metazoa, Chordata, Actinopteri, Clupeiformes, Clupeidae. Gene Ontology annotation, cellular component: NURF complex; MLL1 complex. The record is from RefSeq and is a predicted model, not a curated record.
CAUCUCCUCUUUUACUGUGUCUGACCCAUCCUCUGCCUAUUACGCCUUGUCUGGCUGACUGCGGGCCAAUGGUUAAUAUUUUGUUGAAAAGUCGAAAUCCUGUUACGAAUUACAUAGUUAUUUAUCGAUAAGAACAUGCAGUUGCAUAAAAACAACUCGAGACUUGAACAUAUUGCGUUUGUUAAUAUAGAUAAAUGAGAAUUACUGCCUGAGAAAUAAUUGGGAAAGUACAUAAGUCUUUAUGUUAAUUAUUAUUAGCCUACUAUUAUUUUUGUCCCCUCUGAAUUUAAAUGUAGAAUGUUAAGACAUCCACGGUUUGUAGACAGUGUGAUGCCUGAACAGGUGUAGAGUGAAAAUAUGAAGUGUAUGCUGCAUUACAGUGCACAGGGUGGGAGUAUGGCUAGUUUUGUUUUGCAUCCACCGCCUUGACUGUAAAAGAAGAAGAGUUUUGACCAAUCACAUACGUUAUAUCAGACGCGCGCACAGGACGACGGGAAUUUUAUCGCAAAUCUUAACUUCGCAACUACAAGGAUCUUGGCGGUUGAUAUUUAACUGUAUCACUAAAUUAAAAAAGAUUGAAACCUUCACUCAAUUAGAAAUUCUUGUCGUUGCAUCUAUCCUACCAGUUUGGCUUUCCAUAUUUAAAUGAAAUAUAGCUGGAAGCUAGUAAGUUAGCAUAGCCAGUUAGCAUAGCCAUUGUUUAUCCGCAAAUUGGCUUUCCUUACUUCAGUGGCGCUACCAAUGUGCCCUGGAUAGUGCGCUAAGCUGUUGUACAGCACAUAGUUUUAUUUUUUAUAUUUUGCAUUUAUCCUUAAUACUGACGGUGCAUUCCACAAACCCGCUUUGAAGUAAACACGAACGAAUAUGACUUCAGCCUCUGCAAAAGUCGGCGAGAUCUUCUCAGCAGCAGGUGCUGCCUUCACCAAACUGGGUGAACUCACCAUGCAGCUGCACCCAGUAUCCGAUUCUAGUCCUGCAGGAGCCAAGUGGACAGAAACGGAGAUAGAGAUGCUACGUGCUGCUGUAAGGCGCUUUGGCGAUGACCUGAACAACAUCAGUUCUGUAAUAAAGGAGCGCACAGUUGCUCAAAUUAAGACCACAGUGAAAAGGAAACUGUAUGAAGACAGCAGAGUUCCUCUCUCACCUGAAUCUCCCAAAAAGCCCAUGAAGAAAACCACUGUGGCUUUGGCUGCUGCCCCUGCUUCCGUGGCGCUCACCGUGCCAACGUCACAAGUUGUUGUGACAGCAGGCCUACAGAGUCAGUCCCCUAUGCCCCCCCAAAUCAAAAAACAAAAGACAGCAGAUGUUACUUUGAGUGCGCUGAAUGACUCUGACGUGAACAGUGACCUGGUGGACAUCGAAGGUCUUGGAGAGGGUUCCACCAAGAAGCUGAACUUUGAUCAAGAGAGCCUGAAUUUGGACUCUAGUUUGAUUAUGAACUCCAGCGAUCUGCCCCUGCUUUCGCGUUGACCUCACCAGACCUUCCCUUGACCCCCCAGGCGUAGAAGACCGUCAAAAGCGCGUGGCUUGACCGAAGUCAAGUACCACGAUUUCAUAUGUUGUACAGUACUGUGUGUCUUUUUCUAGAUUGUUAGAUGUGUUUUUAGUUUGGAGUCCCUUUUUACAAAAUGCACUCACCAAAAUAAAUUCCACAUUCAGGGUU